CCCCGCACCACCCCCUCGACAAGUCCGCCAAAUCGACGGUCGACAGCGAAAAGAGAGGAUUUUUGCAUAAAAAGGUGAAUCUUUGAGGCGCUCCCGCGGCCCACCGCAGCAUCUGAUCCGCCCGAAAACAGUGCCCCCGGAUGGCCGCAGCUUUCCUCUUUCUGGUGGUGCUAAAUUAACAAGAAUCGUGCAAGAACUCUCGCGCCCAGACGCCGUCGAAAACGGCCUGUUCGGUGUGCCUCGCAAGACCCUUGUCUCGGAUCGCCAUUUUGAAGUGGCGAACGCCGCCGAGGCGCUCGCAUGAAGGGGAGAAAAUUUCCGCGGAAAAAACAGAACUUACCGGCCGGCUGGUGGUGACUGGAACGGACUGUAUCUUAUCAGUGAGCUAGUAGUACGGCCAGUAGUAGUGGAUUGACCCUUUGACCCUCCCCCGCGGCCCAGCAGAUAUCAGGAGCGAGCGGCAAAAGAAUGGCGCACCAGGCCAAACCGGUUAACUUCGUCAUCCAGGAUACGAAACCAGGUCAACCACAAAUUUUUCACGUCCUGAACCCGGCCACCGGUGCCCGGACGACAUUGCCCGCCAACGUAACCACUGUGAAGACGAUCGUCACCAAGGAUUUGAACGGUGGCAGCACUGGCAACACCACGACUACAUUCAUUGGUCACGGUCAGGAUGCCAUGAGCAUUGGAGGAAGUGGUGGUAUCGCUGGCCAUUCGUCGUCAGUCGGUAUAUCGGCAGGAACGAGCAGCAGCAGUAACAACAACAGCAACGCUACCACCGCUUCCGCCAUCAUCGGUGGACAGAACUUUACAAUGCCCGUAGUACGGAAACUGACCCCUGGGCAGAAGCUGAUCACCGUACCAAAACAUAAGCUGAUUUUGCCUUCUUCAGGAACGAAUAAGUUUGUCAAUGCUAAAACUGUGGUUCAAAUUUCACCCAAACUGUUUUCCCAGUAUAAAGUGAUUUCGGCAAGUCCCUCGCAGUCUGUUAGCCGGAACCUAACGUUUGCUGCCCCAGCGACGAGCCUCGCAACGCUUCAGGGUACACUAACUACGGCCACCAUCCCGACGGCAAGCUCAUCCAGCACCGUAACACUCGGCACCACCGUCACCAACAUCGCUAUUCCAUCCACAUCAGCGAUGUCGCAAUCCUCUUUCACGCUACCGACCGCUACCAGCAGCUCAAACAGUGGUCCCAGGUACAGCACCACCGGCAACAAGGUGGUUACUACUGUGGGCGAGCUGAAGCCAGCUGUUGGGUCGAAUCGAUUGAUCGUCGAUGAGCCCGAGGACGAACUGGAAGAUCAGGACGAUAGAGUACCAGCUUCCUAUUCUCCACCCUCGCCUGUUGCUACCCCCGUAGCUACCAAGAAAGGGUCAAGCAAUGGUGGUCACCAGCAGCGGCAGCAGAUGCAGCAGCAUUCGUACAGCAAAAAGACAUCGCCAAGCCAGAUUCACACUCCUGCCUCCCGUCGACGCAAAACGGACAAGGCUGGCCGAGGUCUGCGUCACUUCUCGAUGAAGGUGUGUGAGAAGGUGAAGGCGAAGGGUACCACCACGUAUAACGAGGUGGCCAAUGAGCUGGUGGCAGAGGAAACCCAGAGCCACGUUCAGGGGGCUGAUCCGGCGACGUACGAUCAGAAAAACAUUCGGCGGCGUGUCUACGAUGCGCUGAACGUACUGAUGGCCAUGAAAAUUAUCUCGAAGGAGAAGAAGGAAAUCCGCUGGCACGGAUUGGCGACCAGCAACACGAUGCAAGAGUGUGAUGAGCUGGAAAAGGAGAACGAGAAAGCCCGGCGUCGAAUCGUGGAGAAGCAGCAGGCGUUCCUCGAUCUGGUGCAGCAACACGUCGCCCUGAAGUCGCUCAUCGCUCGCAAUCAGGCCAACGAGGAGCGGGGCCUAGUGCCGAAUCCAAGCUCUGCCGUGCAGCUUCCAUUCAUUAUUGUAAAUACGGAUCGGAAGAACAACAUAAAUUGUAACAUUUCAAAUGAUAAAUCUGAAUAUUCUUUCAGCUUCGACGAUACCUUCGAGAUCCACGAUGAUCUUGAAAUCCUGAAACGCAUGGGACUCUCUUUAGGGUUGGAGAACGGUGUGUGUUCCGAUGCGGAUCUCAAGAAAAUCAAAUCGAUGGUACCGAAAUCCGUGGAAAAGUACAUCGAUACAUAUGGACUUGUGGUGGGCGAUGGAGACGACAAUGAUAGCUGGGAGACGAGUUCGCUGUAUAAUGGACAGGAUAAUGAUGACAGUUUAUCGACUCAAGACAUGCUUGGCUAUCAUGAUAAUACCAACGACAUGUUAGACGACGACAUGAAGUUUGAGGAUGAUGAGGAUGAUUAAUUUAAAGCAGCCGGCCCUUUUUGCCGCCAUUUUUAUUAUCCUACACAACUAGCACACAACCGUUUUCGAGAAGGAUCGUCGAAAUGGAAGGGCACUGGAACGGGGCGUGGUUGUGGCCAUCUGCUUUGGUUUUUUUUGUAUACAUAUAUAUAAAUAAUAGUUUGCAUAUUUUAUUCGUUAGGGGUUCACUUUACCCAGCUGGUUUGUAUGCGAUUUCGUAUCUGUUUCUGGAUUUGCUAGAAAGACGCGCCUCGUUCCAGUUCUUCCUCUGACAACACAGAGCACGAUGUAAACGACAACGUUUACCAUCCGAAUCCUACGAUCUUCUUGCUCCGUCUAGUUGCAAUUGUCCAUAGUACUUGGUUUACAACGCGAAUUGCCAAUAAGAUGGCCAUAAUUCGUCAAAAACCCAUGACCGCUUAAUGGACUACGAUUGAUAAAGCUUAUGUCUCGAGUAACGAGAAUACAUUGAUCAUCGUUGAGCGCAUACGGAGACGCAGGGUCAUUGUUAGCAAACAGAGGUAGAACAUACAAUCUUGUUCAUCGUCAGCAGCGCAUAAGUUAGGUAGUAAUUUUACGAAUGCACCAGAAAGUACAGAAAAGCAAAUACAUUUUACUUUCGUGAUGAUCAACAAUAA
Molecule: messenger RNA, 2975 nt
Organism: Anopheles aquasalis
Lineage: Eukaryota; Metazoa; Arthropoda; Insecta; Diptera; Culicidae
Gene: Dp
Product: transcription factor Dp
Biological process (GO): regulation of transcription by RNA polymerase II; regulation of cell cycle
Cellular component (GO): transcription regulator complex; nucleus
Molecular function (GO): DNA-binding transcription factor activity, RNA polymerase II-specific; RNA polymerase II transcription regulatory region sequence-specific DNA binding
Source: RefSeq, a predicted model, not a curated record